Necator americanus (New World hookworm) is the source of this 783-nucleotide messenger RNA. RefSeq lists its product as uncharacterized. The record is from RefSeq and is a predicted model, not a curated record. The transcript has 5 exons. Gene Ontology annotation, cellular component: plasma membrane; postsynaptic density membrane. NCBI's taxonomy places the organism in Eukaryota, Metazoa, Nematoda, Chromadorea, Rhabditida, Ancylostomatidae. Gene Ontology annotation, molecular function: transmitter-gated monoatomic ion channel activity involved in regulation of postsynaptic membrane potential; glutamate receptor activity. The coding region runs from base 1 to 783 and encodes 260 amino acids. Gene Ontology annotation, biological process: synaptic transmission, glutamatergic; modulation of chemical synaptic transmission.
AUGAAGCAUGAAGCUCAUUUCGUAAGCGCUUGCGUUCGAAACUGUUCGGCGAAGCUAAUGGCUGGUAUCGAUGUGGGACCCUUACUAUCACCAAUGAUCGCUGCAAUUCGCGAUGGUCCCGCCUCAGCCACAACCGCCAGCUCCAUCGCGCCUCUUCGAGCGCAUCUGCUUACGAGUUUCGAAGAACUUGGAAAUCAAUCCGAAUACAAAUUUGGUGCAGUUUUUGGCGGAUCCACUAUGCACUUCUUUAAGUACUCUCGAAUAGAGACGUUUCGAAAAUUAUGGGAGACAAUGCAAAAUCAGACUCCAACUGCAUUUGUUGCGGAAAACGACAGUGGAGUUCGUCGAGCGCUCCAGGAAAAAUAUGUCUUUCUAAUGGAAUCAGCAACACUCGACUAUCAAGUCACGCAAAAUUGUAAUCUCACACGUGUGGGGAACGUCGUUCUCGGCUCAAAUGGUUACAGCAUCGCUUUACCAAAAGGAUCUAAAUGGAGGGAGAAAUUGACACGACAAAUACUGGACCUUAACGAAAAAGGAGUGAUAAUGAUGUUGAAGGACACGUGGUGGAAGAAACGACAGCAAGACUGUGAUGCAGAAUCCGUAGAAGAUAGAAGAGCACUUGGAGUCGAUCAUGUCAAAGGUUUAUUCGUUCUUCUCGCUUUUGGACUUGGAAUCUCGCUAAUCAUUUCUUUAUCUGAGAAGUUUAUAUUUGCUAUGGUUAUAAAAACCAAUGCCUUCAAACGUGGAUCAUUUGUUUGUCCUGUUGUCAUGCGUCAUAAAUAA